Psilocybe cubensis is the source of this 1398-nucleotide messenger RNA. RefSeq lists its product as uncharacterized. NCBI's taxonomy places the organism in Eukaryota, Fungi, Basidiomycota, Agaricomycetes, Agaricales, Agrocybaceae. The transcript has a single exon. Bases 1 to 1398 code for a protein of 465 amino acids. The record is from RefSeq and is a predicted model, not a curated record.
AUGUCCAUUUACUUAAUUCCUCCAGAAAUUCUGUCAGAUAUCUUCAGGAGGACGCUGUCUUCAGACCAUGAUGACAAUCCGAUAUCAUCUAACACCGGCCCUAUGCUCCUCAUACAGGUUUGCAGAACCUGGAGACAUGUGGCCGUUUCCGAUUCGAGUCUUUGGUCAUCUCUGAGAAUAAACGUAUCACACGCAACCGGCAUGAACCAUCCCUGCAUAGUUGAGCUAUGGCUCAAACGCUCGGCGUUCCAACCACUUACGAUAACUGUAUGGAUUGACCCUUUCUCUCAUCUGAAUCGAGAAGCGCGUGAGAUCGUUCAGACAAUUCUGCAUAUGCUUUCUAAUGUAUCAGAGCGUUGGGUCCGACUUUCAAUGACUCUUCCAGCGUCUAACAGACUCUUCGCCGAGUUCUGUUCAUCCCAGGCACCCAAUCUCGAGUUGCUGUCAUUCAAGAUCGGUAAUUGGUCAAUGGAAGAAGCGCAAAGUAUUAACACUCUUCUGCGUCAUGCACCCGCUCUAAGAACAUUACAGUGGAGUAACAGGUGCUCAUGGGGCUCAUGGGAUGCACCCUUUGAUAGCGGAAUGCAGCAUCUUCGUGUAUCAUGGGCCAAUCUCACCGAUAUUUUGCUCGACACAUGGAUCACGCUUAAAACCGCGUUGGAGAUUCUACAGAGAUGCGAUAAUCUAGUUAACUUGGACUUACGCCAUUUCUCGUAUAACCCGGAGCUCUUGUUUGAGCCCAACAAUUCAAUUUCAAGCCAACAAGGUCCCGCCUUGCACGAUCGACUACCUUAUACCCAUCUCCCCUAUCUCGAAUCACUAACUAUCUAUCAACUGAAGCUCGAUGAAGGCCUAUCACUACUCAUGGAGCGCAUAUUUGUGCCUAAGUUGAUCCAUUUUAAUUUCACUUGCGGUUUCAUCGACCACGUUAAAUGGCCCCAGGCAUCUUUUCAUAAUCUAAUCACGCGGUCAGCAUCCCAUCUACAAUCCCUCAUGCUGGAAUACACAGGAAUAUCUCAGGACCAGCUUAUCCAGUGUCUACAGGAUUGUUCAACGUCGCUUAGGCGGCUCGAGGUAUACGACGCCCGAGGAGACAUUUGUGUGGGUGACACCCUCCUGGAAAUGUUGCGCGCACAAACCUUACCCGACCCAUUCACUUACCAUGCCACACUGUGUAACAAUCUCACCACGCUUAUCUUACACCGCGUCGUUGAGUGCACUGACGGGGCACUUGCCCAAACGCUGGAAUCACGUACUUCCAUCAGUUUGUCUGACCAAAAGCAGCAAAGAUGUGCGCCGCUGCGUCAUGCUGAUAUCAUAUUCUCGAAAUGCUUCUUCAAGACCAACCAACUCGACCUACAUUACCUAGAAUCGUCAUUUCCGAAAUCAGCAGAAUGA